AUGAACACUAUCCGGACUUCUGUUGCAGCUACUAGGAAUAAAGCUAUCUUCUUCCUGGGGUUGCUGUGUCAGCAGAACCCGGAGACAAACGGAAACCAGGAUCCUGCGCCAUGGUCGCAGCGCUACCACCGGGCUCUGGGAGGGAAAGUCAACCGGCCUGGCACAGAGCUGAAGAAGCUGUUCAACUGACGGCAGGUUUUGAACCGGCAGUGGCGACUGAGGCACUGUGUGGUCAGAGCUGUGACACAUGAAGGGUUGAUCAUGUGGCACCACCUCAAGACAUGGGCGUCCAGUUCUCAUGCCAACAUUACUCUGUCAGGGAAGAAGCAGAGGAAACUCCUCCAGCAGAUCUGGCUUGCCCAGAAGGAGAAGGCAGCCAUGGAUGUGGAAGCUCCCCCAAAGCCAGCCAGGACUAGCAAACCACAGCCGAAACGCCCAAAGAAGACGAAAGCCCCCCAGGGUGUAGAAAUGGAAGAACUUGAUGAGGAGAGCUGA
Messenger RNA from Choloepus didactylus (southern two-toed sloth), 495 nucleotides. RefSeq names its product chromosome 4 C11orf98 homolog (gene C4H11orf98). The record is from RefSeq and is a predicted model, not a curated record. Lineage: Eukaryota; Metazoa; Chordata; Mammalia; Pilosa; Megalonychidae. The transcript is spliced from 2 exons.